Messenger RNA from Blastocystis hominis, 636 nucleotides. RefSeq lists its product as hypothetical. The transcript has 5 exons. Lineage: Eukaryota; Bigyra; Opalinata; Blastocystidae. The record is from RefSeq and is a predicted model, not a curated record. Gene Ontology annotation, biological process: Arp2/3 complex-mediated actin nucleation; regulation of actin filament polymerization. The coding region runs from base 1 to 636 and encodes 211 amino acids. Gene Ontology annotation, cellular component: cytoskeleton; Arp2/3 protein complex. Gene Ontology annotation, molecular function: actin filament binding.
AUGCUGCCUUUUCGGACGUCACUUCGAGGGCCUGCCACGCAGCCAACUGAUGCGAAUUAUAAGGAUAUCGUGGAAGAAGCAUUGGAUCUUUUUAGAGGGAAUGUCUUCUUUGCAAACUUUGAAGUGAAAGGUCCAGCGGAUCGCUUGUUGGUAGUUCUUAUCCUAUACAUUAGCCGUUGCCUCAAAGACAUAGAAAAGUGCAGUUCAGCUGCUGAGGCCAAUCGAGUGUUGUACGUGACCAAUGCGAAAAAGAUGAUAACGCCGGGUUCUCCUGGAUACUCAUUGAAUCGGAUCUUAUUUGCCCCAAAAAAUGACCAAGAAAAGCAAAUGUAUCAUGACUAUAUGGAUCAGAUCCGCGUAGAGUUGUCUCGCCGAUUAGUGGAUCGAGUGUUUAAGGAUGGUGAGUGGAGUAAGAAGUGGUGGAUGACGUUUUUGAAGCGCGAUUUUAUGAACUUGGAAAUCUCUCUGCUUUGUAUUGUUUGUUGUAUCGAAAUGAAUUGUGGGAAGAUGAGAAAUGUACUGUGUGUGUGUGUGUGUAAAUAUCUGAGAUAUGGUAGUAGAUGGGUAUUUAUAUUAAUGUGCAUUAUUCUUUCGUUUGCGGAAAUAAGACAAGAACUCAUUGGUGUUUUAUUCUAG